Messenger RNA from Triplophysa rosa, 1865 nucleotides. RefSeq names its product protein phosphatase 1, regulatory (inhibitor) subunit 11 (gene ppp1r11). Gene Ontology annotation, molecular function: protein serine/threonine phosphatase inhibitor activity; protein phosphatase 1 binding. The record is from RefSeq and is a predicted model, not a curated record. Bases 145 to 519 code for a protein of 124 amino acids. NCBI's taxonomy places the organism in Eukaryota, Metazoa, Chordata, Actinopteri, Cypriniformes, Nemacheilidae. Gene Ontology annotation, cellular component: nucleus. The transcript is spliced from 3 exons.
UUGAAUUCAUACAGCCCUCAGUAUUUCGACGCGGAAGCGACGAAGCGUUCGUCGUUUUUACAUUUUCCACAUUAUAUCCAAACUAUCGUCGAUCUCAAGUGAUCGAGGCCCGUUUUGACCAUUUAUUUGGCUUUUAUCGGUGAUAUGGCGGAGGUUCCAGGGAACGUUACAACGAGUGAAACGAUAACGGAGACCGUACAGACGGGAACACCGCCUCCACCCCAGCAGGAGGGCAGAAGCCUGACCAUCAAGCUCAGGAAAAGAAAGACGGAGAAGAAAGUCGAGUGGUCCAGUGACACGGUGGACAAUGAACAUCUGGGCAGGAGGUCUUCAAAGUGUUGCUGCAUUUACGAAAAGCCUCGACAGUUUGGCGAGUCUUCCUCUGAAAGUGAGGGAGACGAUGAGGAAGGCUGCGGAAGUGCGCACUGCGUUCUGGGACACGGGAGAAUAGGUCAUGGACAAAGAGAGGGUGGAGGGUCUUCAGUGCCACCGAACUCUGGAGGAACAAACCCACACUAAUGAAUAAAAAGAGAGAGAGUGUGUGUGUUUGGAGGGUAAUGGGCAGCGUGGGCACUACAUUCAUAAUCCCUCAUCUUCACUCACUCACUGCACAUCACUGGGUGUCAAAAGCUUUUGAUUCAUGAAAGCUUGUAGGUAAUUUUAAUGUGAUUGGUUUUCCCUGCAGUCAUUUAUGUGAUGACUAAAGCGAAGACUACGUGUUUUUUGCGAUCUGAAUGCUGCAGAAAUUUUGUUGUACAGAGCAAAUGGGUUUUAUUUCUUUUUGUAAAAGCUGUAUUUAUUUGGUUAUCUUAAGAUCUUACUGGUUGUGCAUACAAGGAAAGGUUUCUUUUAAUGCCACAUAGGAAACAGAUUAAGUAGAAUUCAGGUUUGAGGUUAUAAUCUUUAAAGCAUUCUCUAGUUUGGGAAGUAUUUAGGUCAGUCUGCCUGAAUAGAGUAAAAAUAGGAGUUUUAAAUAAAAUAAUUUGCGGUGUCACUAUUCCAGAAACAGUAUUGCUUCACGUCACUUGAUCACAUGGAAAUUCAAACACACAAAUGUAUUGCGUGCUACAGUGAAUACCUACGUUGGAUGUUACGAGAACUUAAAUCCUUUUUAAAAAAAAUUUACAGGAACGCGUUAAAUAAACACGUUUGAGUGAAUUAAAAUCAAACACCUGAUGCCUUUCAGACAAUCAGACAAGAAACAUAUACAACUAAUAAAAGAGUCUGUAUGUAUAAAAACAUUGAUGUGUUGAAAACGUUACCGACUAUUAAAGGAGAAUAUCACCUAGAUCAUAUCUAAAACAGACCAUAAUAUAACAAGGAAAAGUGUGUUGUGGAAGAGAAAAGAUCAUAGUCCAAAGUGUUAACAACUUGGGAUAGACAGGUAGUUGUGCAUGAGAUUGAUCUAACAAAUGUGUUGACUGCUGGAUUUGAUGUACGUGUUCUUCAUUUGGACCUCAAACUAAAUACAGGGAAUAAAUGUAAAUGGUGCAAAUUCCAGAUAAAAGUUUGAGAGGUACGUGUUGUCAGGAAGAUGCAUAUUUACUUGAUUUAAGCUUUAAUAUGUAAACUGGUUAUAUGUGGAGGUUGACUGUGUUUUAGAAAGAGCACAGGAGAGCGUGUGGCCGAAUGCUGGCCGAGACCAAAAUUCACAUCUUUUCUCUUCUCUGAGGUCAACUACAGUUUACAGUUCAUUCCCGUUUCACAGCGGUCAAUCGUAUUCCAUCAUUCAUAUGCAACUGUUGUCCCUUUACAGCGAACGCACCUGUAUGUAUAUAGCAAAGGUCCCAGAGUGGAUUUAACAUGAAUAAACAAAUGUAAAAUUAUGUUGUUUAUAACGAUUAAACGCUUAAUGGCAACCUGAA